UUGUGAUAGCUUCUUUCUCUGUUGUCGUCACUCUUAAGAUGGAUUUCAAUGUCAUGCUGCAGGGAAUCCGUUAUAUAAGAUAAUGAUGACAAUUCAAAGUUAUAUAUUCUUCUCUAAAGGGACAGUAUCUGUCAGAUAAAUUCAUGCACCACCUCCCUUUUACAUUACUUGGCUAUAAAUGUUCAGAUAGAUACGUCAAUUUUGAUUUGUUGUUGUUUAUUAAUCAGAUUUCUUUUGUAGUUUCAUGCGUCUUCAGUAAAAGACAAGCUUUGUGAUUAGGUGUCAUCUGAGUGUAGAGGGAAGGGUAGGAUGUGUCCGGGUGAGUGCCGUUGGCCCAUCCCCUCCCGGUCCUCCUAUAAGAGCACACCGGAGUAAGAACGUCAGUAGCUCUUUAGAGAGACCAAACCAUAAAAAAAUAGACAUGCCAUCAGACGGAAUGCCAGCCUGUCAUGCCAGACGCCUUCAGAUGCUUAGAGGAUUCAUGCUGAAGGUGCCCAGCUGGCGAAGUGUGUGCGUCCUCUGCUCCCUAUACUGCGUCCUGAUUCUGCCAGACGCCGGAGAAGCGGCAAAAGCACGCUGUGGACGGGAACUAGUCGCUGACCUGGAGUUUGUGUGUGGAGACCGUGGCUUUUACAGAGGCAAACCUGGAGCAGCCCGUAACGGCGGUCCUCGCUCUCGUGGGAAAGGGAUCGUCGAGCAGUGUUGUGUGCGGGGAUGUGACCUCCAGCAUUUGGAGUCGUAUUGUGCCAAACCCAAGAGGGUGCGCCGUGACGUCCCUGUAUCUCUGCAGCAGACUGUGGAAGAUCAGUUUUGGCUGGUGUUUCAGCAGCGAUACCAGAAGCUUGCAGAGAUGAAGAGAGAUGAGAAAGCUGCAUCUCAUAGACUCAGAGAGCGGACGCUCUACCGGUGGAACAGAGUUUCAGUAUUACUAAACACCAACACACCCAACCGACCCCCUUCAACACACCAACAUCCUGCCACUGGGAGAAUGACAUCAAGACCAACAUUUAUCUCCCACAUCCGAUAGUCAUGGCUCUAUUUGGAUCUGCGUGGACUCUAUGAAUCAUCUUCCUUUUCUAAGAAAGACUUUUCCGUCCUUGCAGAAGUAUAAACUGAGGACUCUUUAAGAAAAACUAGAAGACAAGAUGCCAUGAAAGUGAAGAGUGUGUGUGUACCUGAAAAUGGGUUGUACUAGUUUCACAUAUGUCGAAUACAACAUGAAUUGUAUUUUUCCAUUUUGUUUUCAGCUUCCCUCCUAGCAUUGACUUCUGUGUUUGGGUAAAUGGGUUCAAAGCAAAUUGAGGGUGGCAGUUGAAAGUGUUUGUAUGUUACUCUUAUAGACUUGAAAGACUCAAUAUGGGAACACUGACGGCUUAAGUAAGUCAUUUUGAAUGUAAAUGUGACAAAUGUGUUUUUAUAAAAGAUUACUGAUAUCAGUGAAUAUAUUUUCUUAAACGUUUUUUUAUGUUUAAUUUAUGGUCUGUAUAUUUCUGUAUGAUUAGGUUUUUCUAAUACCUGUGAAAUAUCCAAAUCAAAGCAGAUUUGGAAAGAAAAUUUAAAUUAAAAAAAUGUGAGGA
This is a messenger RNA of Ctenopharyngodon idella (grass carp), 1577 nucleotides long. It is a transcript of the gene igf3, whose product is annotated as insulin-like growth factor 3. The record is from RefSeq and is a predicted model, not a curated record. NCBI's taxonomy places the organism in Eukaryota, Metazoa, Chordata, Actinopteri, Cypriniformes, Xenocyprididae. The transcript has 4 exons. Gene Ontology annotation, cellular component: extracellular region. The coding region runs from base 422 to 1027 and encodes 201 amino acids. Gene Ontology annotation, molecular function: hormone activity.